AGGUCUCUCUCUCUCCCUCUCUACUGGGUAAAGGGGAUCAGAGGCAUUCUCCAUGACAUGUGCCUCUGUCAGUCAGCCCCAGCACACACACACAUACACACACACAUGCUCUCUACCACACACACACAUUAUCUCUUCUCCGCACACACCCCUUUUCCCUGUGUCCUCUGUGCGACCACCACAAGGCUGGUGUACGGUUGUGUUUCUGCAGUCUCUUCCUGCCUCCAGCCUCCACUGCCUGGCAGCACGACUUCACCCAGACCUGAGUUUCCAACCCCACCUGGUCACACACUUCCUCUGGAGUGCUCAGCUUGGAUUUAAAGGUGGUUUUAGAUACAGACAAAGCCAAAGGGCAAGGCUCUCUGUGGAUUUAGGAGUUUUGUUUAGAACUUUCUUCUCUUUCUCUGCUCACUGAGUCUUACAAGAUGGCUGCCUUGAAUGGCUGGUUUUUGGGGCUGCUGCUAGUGCUCCUGUGCCCAUUCCAGAGCCCCCUCUCUGGAGCAGCGGGAGCCCAGGAGCUGGGGGAGGCCGUGGGGGAGGAGGUGAGGAUGGAGGAGGCCCACCUGGAGGAGGCGGUCGCAGACAAAGAUGGAGAAGGUGGAGAGGAGGUGGCAGGCGGAGAAGAUGAUGAUGAUGAUGCUGGUGAGGAGGAGGAGGGUGAGGAGGAAGAGGUGGAGGCCGCAGAGGAGGAGGAAGAGGAAGAGGUGGAGGCCGAAGAGGAGGUGGAGGCCGCAGAGGAGGAGGAAGAGGUGGAGGCCGAAGAAGAGGUGGAGGCCGCAGAGGAGGAGGAAGAGGAAGAGGUGGAGGCCGAAGAGGAGGAAGAGGUGGAGGCCGCAGAGGAGGAGGAAGAGGAAGAGGUGGAGGCCGAAGAGGAGGAAGAGGUGGAGGCCGCAGAGGAGGAGGAAGAGGUGGAGGCCGAAGAGGAGGAAGAGGUGGAGGCCGCAGAGGAGGAAGAGGUGGAGGCCGAAGAGGAGGAGGAGGUGGAGGCCGCAGAGGAGGAGGAAGAGGUGGAGGCCGAAGAGGAGGAGGAGGUGGAGGCUGCAGAGGAGGAGGAAGAGGUGGAGGCCGAAGAAGAGGAAGAGGUGGAGGCCGCAGAGGAGGAGGAAGAGGUGGAGGCCGAAGAGGAGGAGGAAGAGGUGGAGGCCGAAGAGGAGGAGGAAGAGGUGGAGGCCGCAGAGGAGGAGGCAGAGGAGGAAGAAGAGGUGGAGGAGGAAGAGGAGGUUGCAAGCGAAGAGGAAGACGCAGUUGAGGAGGAGGGAGAGGAUGCUGCAGAUGAUGAGGGUGGUGAUGACACGGAGGACGAGCUCCCAGAGCUGAGCGCUGAUGUUGGAGACCUGCCUUUCUUCCAGACAGGCUCUGUGUGCAGCAUCUGCUCCGUGUGCGAGCAUUGCAGCAGCUGUGAUCAGUGCCCAUGUGCAGAAGGAGACGAGGCUGAACCCUGUGGACACUGCCAGGAAUGUUCUUACUGCUACGUUUGCCCUGUACUGUGCGACACCAUCUGCAAACCAGGUGGAUUUGUGGACGCCCUGUCUGGAACCCUCUUUCAGACGAUUUCCUCCUUCCUCUGAGUCUCCUGGGUCAUGUGACCGCGAGGCCGCGUCCAGAACCGGGAAGUGGAGAUGCUCUUAGCAGCCCUGAUGUUUACGAUUUGAAGUCCCCAAUCCCUGAGGCCCUCUGAGUGUCAUGACAUCAUAGCAACGCUCCGUGAUUAACGAUACGGAGCAUUUGGAAAUGAAGUGGUCUUUAUUUAUUGUUUAGGUAACUAGUGCAAAUAGGACUUUACAGUGAGCGCAGAUAUGGAAGGGUAUUGAGGGAAUACAUUUUGUUAAUAGGAUAUACAUUUAUAAUAAUUGAUUUCUGCAUUUCAUCCCAACUUUAAUUUAAAGAAAUAAAAUUGAUAAUAAAUUGUUAUUAAUUUAUAAAAA
This is a messenger RNA of Hypomesus transpacificus, 1925 nucleotides long. Its product is annotated as protein Ycf2. Gene Ontology annotation, molecular function: calcium ion binding. The record is from RefSeq and is a predicted model, not a curated record. The coding region runs from base 426 to 1568 and encodes 380 amino acids. NCBI's taxonomy places the organism in Eukaryota, Metazoa, Chordata, Actinopteri, Osmeriformes, Osmeridae. The transcript has 6 exons.